AUGUCGAAGUCAAACGAUAACCACAAUGGCAAGGAUUGCGUUGAGCAAGAGAAUCCGAGGCAUGACAGCAAUGAUGAUACCAUGGUCUCAUUGGAGAUGAUGAUGGCGGCGCUACGUCUUGUCGCUGAACAGCGCGCCGCUGAACGCAACAUGCGCCGCCAACAUGAGCAUGAGUACGUCAGCGGCAAUGUACCUUCAGCACUCCGUGACCGUGACCGAUCCUCCAGUAUCAACACUGUCUCUUCUAACACAUCGACCUCUACCAUACGUGAUGCUUCUGUCCAGGUGGCAGGAGAGUCGAGCAGCAGCAAUGCAUGUGCCCAUGAGGCCGAGUAUGGUGACUUUCAUUACGUCGAUGCUGAGGAGCGGCCUGAGCGCAACCGUGAUGAGGCCGGGCCCAUCGCAGCUGUCGAGCAGCCGCCUUCGACGCGCUGGUACUGUAUCGUGCGUGGCCGUGCUGUCGGGGUCUUUGCUGGAUGGCCAAACACCUCCCCUCUCGUCACCAACGUGCCGGGAUCACUCUUUCAGAGGUAUCCCACAUUCAAUGCCGCCCUCAAUGCCUUCAUAGAGGCUUCUGCGAAUGGGCAUGUCAUCAUCAUCUUCAUCUGA
Messenger RNA from Laetiporus sulphureus 93-53, 609 nucleotides. RefSeq lists its product as uncharacterized. The coding region runs from base 1 to 609 and encodes 202 amino acids. The transcript has 4 exons. The record is from RefSeq and is a predicted model, not a curated record. Lineage: Eukaryota; Fungi; Basidiomycota; Agaricomycetes; Polyporales; Laetiporaceae.